This is a messenger RNA of Besnoitia besnoiti, 1110 nucleotides long. RefSeq lists its product as uncharacterized. The coding region runs from base 1 to 1110 and encodes 369 amino acids. The record is from RefSeq and is a predicted model, not a curated record. Gene Ontology annotation, cellular component: Prp19 complex; catalytic step 2 spliceosome; precatalytic spliceosome. Gene Ontology annotation, biological process: mRNA processing. The transcript has 6 exons. NCBI's taxonomy places the organism in Eukaryota, Apicomplexa, Conoidasida, Eucoccidiorida, Sarcocystidae.
AUGCCGGUCCUUGGCGUUCACCGCGCGCCGCCGUCGACUGCGCUGGUCGCCCGCACACAGGGGCCUGCUGCAUCUCCAUCGGAGAACGGACAAGACCUAGACAGCCCCGCUUCAGCUCCGCAGUUUCUCUCUCAGAGACUGCCUUAUGCGCAUCUGGUUGACACUCUGCCGUAUGUCGAUGCCCUGACACCAGAGCAGAAUGAGGAGGCAAAGAGCUUGCUCCAGCAAGAGCUCGUCCUCAUGAACCGCGAGCGGCGCGCGAAGCGUCAGGACCUGCCAAGUGGUGUCGCUGAAGAGGAAGCUUCCUCUCUCGAGGCAGACAUCCUCAAGGAGUAUCUUGAUGAGCUUCUUCCUCCGCCGAAGACUCCUCAUCUGGACAACCCUAAUACGCUUGUCGGCAAGGAGCUCCUGCGCAUCAAACGAGGCGAACCCAUGCAGAAACUCGACUUGUCACGUCUCUACGAAGCGGCCCCUGCGCCGCCCAAGUCCGCGGAGACUGCGGAGUGGCGGAAGAGCAUCGCAACGUGCGAGUCUCUCCUGGAGCACCUCGGCUUGGGACAGACCAACCUCGACCUCAUGAACGUCCACGCAAUCUCUACAUGGACUAGACAUCUGCAGAACCUCAUGCUCCAGGGCAACCACUGGGAAUCUGCGCUGAAGCGAGUACGCACAGACGUCGACGGCGUCAGCAAGGCGAGGAAGCUGGAGCAGGUUGAAUGCGGCAAUGUUCUUCGGAAUUUGAAUCGAACAAAGGAAGAUUACGAGGAAAGGAACCGAGAAAUUCUGGUGGCGCUUCAACACCUGAACGGAGAAGUCGCCGAUCUGAAACACAAGUGCCGCACGAGGGGCCUGCUUCCGGAGGACUACGACAGCGAUCCAGAAGAGGAGGGGGCCGCGUGGGCGGUGCCAGUGCCCUCCUCGGCUCCCGAACUGAGCUGCGCUAAUCUUCCUCUGCCCGCCAGCGAGGCGCCCGUGGGAAACGGGGUCGCACAGAGCUCUGAGGACGCGAUGAAGAGUGAAGGCAGCAGCGGAGUCGCCGUGGGCGCCUCUGCCGCGGCGCACCUGCACGCGCACCGCGAGGAGGAGAUGGUGGACUACGACGACGCCUGA